Kazachstania africana CBS 2517 is the source of this 2283-nucleotide messenger RNA. It is a transcript of the gene HCA4, whose product is annotated as RNA-dependent ATPase HCA4. NCBI's taxonomy places the organism in Eukaryota, Fungi, Ascomycota, Saccharomycetes, Saccharomycetales, Saccharomycetaceae. The record is from RefSeq and is a predicted model, not a curated record. The transcript has a single exon. Gene Ontology annotation, cellular component: nucleus. Gene Ontology annotation, molecular function: nucleic acid binding; RNA helicase activity; ATP binding. Bases 1 to 2283 code for a protein of 760 amino acids. Gene Ontology annotation, biological process: rRNA processing.
AUGGCAAAGAAGGGCAAAUUAAAUACCAGUCAACGUAAAAAUCUACGUUUAAAGGAAAAUGAGCACAUCGAAAACUUAAUCGCCAAGGUCGAGGAGUACGAUCCAAGCUUAUCUAAAGCAAAGUUUUUUAAAGAUUUGCCUAUUAGUGCGCAAACAUUAAAGGGUUUAAACGAAUCCGCAUUUAUCCAAUUAACCGGCAUUCAAAGAGAUUCCAUACCAGUAUCACUAAAGGGCCAUGACGUUCUAGGUGCAGCUAGAACAGGUUCUGGUAAGACACUUGCAUUUCUAAUACCUGUUUUGGAAAAGCUUUACAGAGAAAAAUGGACAGCUUUUGAUGGUUUAGGAGCAUUAAUCAUAUCCCCCACCAGAGAGCUUGCCAUGCAAAUUUACGAAGUUUUAAUCAAAAUAGGGAGACAUACUUCAUUCUCUGCGGGUUUAGUUAUCGGCGGUAAAGAUGUGAAGUUCGAAUCAGAAAGAAUAUCCAAGAUUAACAUUCUAAUAGGUACACCAGGUAGAGUUCUUCAACAUCUGGAUCAAGCUGUUGGAUUAAGUACAUCAAACUUACAAAUGCUUGUUCUAGAUGAAGCAGAUAGAUGCCUGGACAUGGGGUUUAAAAAGACUCUUGAUGCAAUUGUUAGUAAUUUACCAGCAUCUAGACAGACCUUAUUAUUCUCAGCAACCCAGUCAAAUUCGCUUGCCGAUUUGGCAAGACUAUCUCUUACCGACUACAAGAGUGUUGGAACCUUGGAAAUGGCAGAUGAUAAUCAAGCAAAUAGUUCAGCUACUCCAGAAACUUUACAACAAUCCCAUAUUAUUGUGGCUCUGCCUGACAAAUUGGAUAUUCUUUUCAGUUUUAUCAAGACUCAUCUUAAAGCAAAGUUGAUUGUAUUUCUUUCAAGUUCAAAACAAGUUCACUUUGUUUAUGAAACUUUUAGAAAGAUGCAACCAGGUAUUUCCUUGAUGCAUUUACACGGUAGACAAAAGCAGAAAGCAAGAACAGAGACGUUGGAUAAAUUUAAUCGUGCACAACAUGUUUGUCUAUUCGCGACGGAUGUUGUUGCAAGAGGUAUUGAUUUUCCUGCUGUUAACUGGGUCAUACAAGUCGAUUGCCCCGAAGACGUAGACACUUACAUUCACAGAGUUGGUAGAACCGGACGUUAUGGUAAGAAAGGUAAAUCUCUCAUAAUGUUGACGCCACAAGAACAGGAAGGUUUUCUGAACAGACUAAAGUCAAGAAACAUUGAACCAGAAAAAUUAACAAUCAAGCAGUCGAAAAAGAAAUCAAUAAAGCCUCAAUUACAAUCAUUGCUAUUUAAGGACCCUGAACUAAAGUAUUUAGCUCAGAAGGCUUUUAUUUCUUAUGUAAGAUCAAUUUACAUCCAGAAAGACAAGGAAGUUUUCCAUUUUGAGGAAUUACCAACAGAGGAUUUUGCAAGAUCUCUAGGACUACCCGGUGCACCAAAAAUCAAGAUCAAGGGCAUGAAAGCUAUAGAACGUGCAAAGACUAUCAAGAAUACAUCUAGAAGCUUGUUAUCGCUAUCAAAGGCUAACAAUGAUGGCGACCUAGAAGAAAAAUCCAAACCAGUGAGAACUAAAUAUGACAAAAUGUUUGAACGUAAGAACCAAACAGUUUUAAGUGAACAUUAUCUAAACGUAACAAAGGGAGAACUUGAAGAUGCGGAAGAUGAUUUUAUAACUAUUAAACGUAAAAACCAUGCCUUAGUUGAAGAGGAAUUACCAGAGCUGACUCUUCCAACUUCGAGAAGAGGUCAAAAGAAAGCACUUUCUAAAAAGGCCUCUUUAUCCUCAAAGGGAAAUGCAACUAAAAUUCUUUUUGAUGAUGAAGGUAACUCGCAUCCUGUAUAUGAACUAGAAGGGGAAGAAGAAUUCCAUAAAAUGGGAAGUGCUGAAGCUCAAAAGGAGAAAUUUUUGAACAAGGAAUCUGAAAUCAUGACAAGAGUUGACACAGAUGAUAAACUGGUUGCAAAAGAGAAGAAGCAGGAGAAGAAGAGAAAAAGACUUGAAGCCAUGAGAAGAGAAAUGGAAGCUGCCUAUGAUGAAGAUGUGAGUGAUGAGGAAGCCGUGGCUUAUCUAGGUACUGGUGAAUUAAGUGAUGAUAUGGAAGAAAAUGAAAAUCAACGUCCCGUAAGGAAAAGAGCAAGGUAUGAAUCCGCUUCAGAAGGCAGUGAUGACGAGAAGGUCGACAACAAUGUUGUCGAACUUGAGGAACCUCAAACUCUGGAAGAUUUAGAAUCUUUAACGGCAAAGUUAAUUCAAGGCUGA